Rhagoletis zephyria (snowberry fruit fly) is the source of this 1484-nucleotide messenger RNA. RefSeq lists its product as uncharacterized. Lineage: Eukaryota; Metazoa; Arthropoda; Insecta; Diptera; Tephritidae. The record is from RefSeq and is a predicted model, not a curated record.
CACGUCAGUCAGCUGGAUGACGCUAUUCGCCAGCGGAAACAGCAGAGCCGAGAGAAGGCCAAGGAUUACAUCCUAGCCCUCCAAACGCUGAUCAGACAGCACCCAACGAUGUGCAGCGACGACCACUUGGAGCGCAUCUACGUGGGCUUGCGAGUGGAGUACCGAUUAUUCAUAAAACGGGGCGAGUUCCAUACUAUCGAAGAAUUAAUGGAACUCACCGACGAAUAUGAGCUGCUCAAAAGCGAGGAGGCCAGGCAAACCAGGCAAGCAGCACACUGCCUAUUCACUCCACUCGAACGAUACGAUGCGAAGAACACCUGCUGGAGGUGCAAAAAGCGCGGACACCGCCGAUUCCAGUGCAGAGGUCCGAGGCGACUAUUCUGCUCACGAUGCGGACGAGAUGGAACCCUCUCCAGGAAUUUCCCGUGUCACGAGGAGAGGACAGCCAUCUUCAAGUCACCCACCGAUCAACCAACCACGUCUCAACCAGGCUGGCAAGGCCCCGAUGGCCGCUUCUAUGCGAACGUCCUGGUCGAAGGCAUGAACAUCCGAGCCCUGGAGCCACCUUAACAUACAUCAACGAAUAUCUACGCAAGCAUUUGGAACAGCGCAAUAUUCAGCCACAUCCUAACAAACGAAACGUGCAGUUAGCCGACCAAACGUGCGUCGCAAGCACCCAUUCCUAUCCUGUCCAAAUUAAAUAUAACGGCCAAGCAACAAACACACUGGUGGCCGUCAUCCCCAAUCUGGCUGAAAAAAUGAUAUUGGGAAUGGAUUUCCUGGCAAAGCGUGGCAUCGUUGUGUCACUAGACAACCAGCCACUAGCUCCCGCCCCACCGCCGAGACUUGAUACUACACACGCGCUAUGCAGCCUAAUUGAAAGGGCACACUUGAACGAGGAACAAAAUAAAACACUAGCCGAUUUUUUUGGAAACUCACAGAGAGCGAUUCUCCAAAAUCACCGGGCCCAGCACCGCCGCCGAACACGAGAUCACACUCCGGCAUCAUCGCCCACUAAAACAACGCUAUCACCCACGCAACCCUGCCAUGCAGCAGGUGAUAAACGCCGAAGUGGACGAGCUCCUCGCGGGGGAAAGGAUCGAACCAUCCAAAAGCGCAUACAGCUCCCCCAUCGUCUUAGUUCGGCAAAAGCAAGGAAGUUGGCGCAUGUGUAUCGAUUACCGCCAGCUCAAUGCCGCCAGCGAACCAGACGCAUGCCCGUUACCCCAGGCAAAGGAGGCAAAAUAUAUCUCCACGAUCGACCUCAAAAAUGGGUCGCCGCUUCGCCAUGUCAGAGAGCACAGUCGACGCGGCGACAACAGCCGCCAACACCACCGAGCCAGCCACGGCAACCACAAACCCAGCCCAGGAGAUCACCCCCGAACCAAGGGUCACCGAAACACCAUCCAAAGCGGACCCGGCCACAACGAACGACGAAACGGCCACCGGGGACACAUUCGACCCAUUCAAAAAGCUGCGGCUAA